Molecule: messenger RNA, 3237 nt
Organism: Raphanus sativus (radish)
Lineage: Eukaryota; Viridiplantae; Streptophyta; Magnoliopsida; Brassicales; Brassicaceae
Product: protein FAR-RED ELONGATED HYPOCOTYL 3
Exons: 8
Coding region: 314-2893 (859 amino acids)
Biological process (GO): regulation of DNA-templated transcription
Molecular function (GO): zinc ion binding
Source: RefSeq, a predicted model, not a curated record
CAACGCGUGCGCAGUGGGGAGAGAUAUGGAACACACACACACACAAGCGUUGUUUAAUGGAGAGAGAGAGAGAGAGACAUACAGAAAGAAACCCUAGACACCAAAGAAAAAAAAAUCAAGGAAUCGUGCCUCCUCCUCCUCCGCCCACUCGCUCCCUCAGAUCGCGUGAACAUCACAAACCAUUUUCUCUCCUCUCCAUCAUCCAACCUCCCCUUUCGCAGAUCGAAACGCCAACUCGCACCGAUUGGCGCGUGCCUCCUCCUUCGUCUCGACGAGAUUACAGAUUGUUCGUCCAAGCAGUUGCAGGAAAGUCAUGGAUAUAGAUCUUAGACUACAUUCAGGUGACCUCUGCAAAGAAGCUGGUGACGACGAUGAACAACAACAACAACAACACAGAGGACUCGACAACGAAGACAUAGACAUUAGCAAAAUCGAGGAUGACGUCACCGUCGAUGUACAACACUCCGAUAACAACAACAACAACAACACUAGCGUUCCAGAACAACAAGGCGUGAAUCUCGAACCGCUAAACGGCAUGGAGUUCAACUCGCACGGUGAAGCCUACACCUUCUACCAAGAGUACUCUCGAACCGUUGGGUUCAACACCGCGAUUCAGAACAGUCGCAGGUCUAAAACGACUAGAGAGUUCAUCGACGCCAAGUUCGCUUGCUCUCGGUACGGUACGAAACGAGAGUACGACAAGUCUUUCAACAACAGGCCGAGAGCUAGGCAGAGCAAGCAGCACCAGGAGCAUCCUCCUCCUCCUCCGAUAGAGAACGUCUCUGGUGGUGGUGGUGGUGGUGGGAGGAGGACGUGCGCGAAGACUGAUUGUAAAGCGAGUAUGCACGUUAAGAGGAAGCCUGAUGGGAAGUGGGUGAUUCACAGCUUCGUCAGAGAUCAUAACCACGAGCUUUUGCCUGCGCAAGCCGUGAGCGAGCAGACGAGGAAGGUUUACGCGGCGAUGGCUAAGCAGUUCGCUGAGUACAAGACUGUCAUCAGCUUGAAGAGCGAGUCGAAAGGCUCUUUUGAGAAAGGGAGGAGUUUGUCUGUUGUGGAGACUGGGGAUUUCAAGGUGCUGCUUGAGUUCUUGUCGCGGAUGCAGGUUCUCAACUCCAACUUCUUUUACGCGGUGGAUCUUGGGGAUGAUGAUCAGAGGGUGAAGAGUGUGUUUUGGGUGGAUGCCAAGAGCAGGUUUAACUAUGGCAGUUUUUGUGAUGUUGUUUCUCUUGAUACUACCUACGUGAGGAACAAGUACAAGAUGCCACUUGCUGUUUUUGUUGGUGUGAACCAGCAUUACCAGUAUAUGGUUCUUGGUUGUGCUUUACUAUCCGACGAGACGGCAGCAACAUUCUCUUGGUUGAUGGAGACUUGGCUGAGAGCGAUGGGUGGACAAGCUCCGAAAGUUUUGAUCACUGAGCAGGAUGCUGUGUUGAACUCCGUUGUCCCUGAGGUCUUCCCCAGUACUCAGCAUCGCCUUUUUCUUUGGCAUGUGUUGAUUAAGGUCUCUGAGAAUCUUGGUCAAGUUGCUAAGCAACAUGAGAAUUUUACAGCGAAGUUCGAGAAGUGCAUUUAUAAAUCUUGGAAGGAGGAAGACUUUGCGAGAAGAUGGUGGAAGAUUCUUGCUAGAUUCGGCCUCAAAGACGAUCAGUGGAUGCAGUCUUUAUACGAAGACCGAAGGAAAUGGGCACCGACCUACAUGACCGACGUUCUUUUGGCGGGGAUGUCUACAUCUCAGAGAGCUGAUAGUGUUAAUGCUUACUUCGACAAGUACUUGCAUAAGAAGACUAGCGUGCAGGAGUUUGUGAAACUGUAUGAUAUGAUUUUGCAAGAUAGAUUUGAAGAAGAAGCCAAAGCUGAUUCUGAAACGUGGAACAAGCCGCCGACAAUGAAGUCUCCGUCGCCAUUUGAGAAGAGUGUUUCCGAAGUCUAUACUCCCGCCGUAUUCAAAAAGUUCCAGAUUGAAGUUUUGGGUGCAAUCGCGUGUUGUCCCAGGGAGGAGAACCGAGAUGCAACGUGCUCUACUUUCAGAGUUCAGGAUUUUGAAAACAACCAGGACUUUGUGGUUACAUGGAACCAAGCAAAGGCUGAAGUCUCUUGCAUGUGUCGGUUAUUUGAGUAUAAAGGGUAUCUCUGCAGACACACGCUUAAUGUUCUCCAGUGUUGUCACCUCUCUUCCAUCCCCUCUCAGUACAUAUUGAAACGGUGGACCAAAGAUGCAAGAAGCCAGCAUUUUCCAGGAGAACCUCAGCAGUUGCAGACUAGGGUACAGAGGUAUAACGAUUUGUGCCAGAGAGCUUUAAAGCUGAGUGAAGAGGCAUCCAUCUCUCAAGAGAGUUACAAUAUUACAUUCCUUGCUAUUGAAGAAGCUUUGGGAAACUGUGCUGGUGUUAAUACUUCCGGCAGAAGUCUUCCAGAUGUGGUCACGUCACCAACUCAAGGUCUGAUAUCCGUCGAGGAGGAUAACCAGAGCAGAAGUGCAGUCAAGACGACGAGCAAGAAAAAGAAUCCUACUAAGAAAAGAAAAGUGAACUCAGAGCAGGAGGUUAUGCCAGUUGCAGCGCCAGAAAGCUUGCAACCGAUGGAUAAGUUGAGUCCAAGGACAGUUGGCUUAGAAAGUUAUUAUGGAACACAGCAGAGCGUGCAAAAUUUGGUCCAGCUAAACUUAAUGGGGCCAAAUCGCGAUAACUUUUAUGGGAAUCAUCAACAAACAAUUCAAGGAUUGCGACAGUUGAACUCAAUAGCACCAAGCUACGAUAGUUACUACACUGCUCAGCAAGGCAUCCAUGGACAGGGAGUAGAUUUCUUCCGUCCUCCCAACUUUACUUACGAUAUCCGGGAUGAUCCUAAUGUGAGGACGCCACAGUUGCAUGAGGACGCGUCUAGACACACUUGAACCAGGCUGAAACCUAACUAUGGUUCAAAUCUUAAAGAGACCAAAAUCCAACAAGCACUUAAAAGAUGAAAGCUCAUUUCACGAUCAGGUUUUGGAAACAGAACAAGGAGCAGGUUCUGUUUUAUCGGGUCAAGUGUUGAAAUAGGAUAUGUUGUAUUGUUUCGGUUAUAAAGAUACCGCUUCUGUUAAUAUUUGGUCGUGUGUAUUAGUUCUUGAUGAUCCCCAAAACUUUUGAUCAUUGACUGUUCGAAUUUAGAGGAGGGGGAAACAUUUGUUUAGAGGAUAUUUAUCUAUUUAUAAACUCCUGUUAAUUUUUUGAUCAAAUUACUUAAAUUUGGAUCUGA